Messenger RNA from Lasiosphaeria miniovina, 379 nucleotides. RefSeq lists its product as uncharacterized. The transcript has 2 exons. The annotation marks the transcript as partial. The record is from RefSeq and is a predicted model, not a curated record. Lineage: Eukaryota; Fungi; Ascomycota; Sordariomycetes; Sordariales; Lasiosphaeriaceae.
CUGGCCAAGUCGCCGCGAGUGAUUUGUAUUCAACUGCCUCUAAUUGCUCGCGCGACGAUUCCCCACUUGCAACCGAUUAGACGACGCUUGAAUUUCGCUCGAAGCGAGAACAUAGCGGUGCGCCACAAAGGAAAGGCAUGCACGCUGAGGCCCGUAUUCCGACCGAGCCGGUUAGCUAUCAAUUUGGCUUAUCGCGAGGUCACUUUCAGCGGGGCAUAGGGUGGGAGGCAGCCUGUUCGAAAACGGAAGUCACCGUUUUAUAAUGGUCAAUUUUACACAGGUCCGUGGGUCACUAACAGAGGGAAAGAGGGACCCGUUUUUGGAUCCCAAGUACCCCGGUUUUUGACCCCCUCUACCUCGUAGGGCAAGCUUCUAGGGA